Poecilia latipinna (sailfin molly) is the source of this 3372-nucleotide messenger RNA. RefSeq names its product XK-related protein 8-like. The transcript is spliced from 3 exons. Gene Ontology annotation, biological process: engulfment of apoptotic cell; apoptotic process involved in development; phosphatidylserine exposure on apoptotic cell surface. NCBI's taxonomy places the organism in Eukaryota, Metazoa, Chordata, Actinopteri, Cyprinodontiformes, Poeciliidae. Gene Ontology annotation, cellular component: plasma membrane. The coding region runs from base 1512 to 3119 and encodes 535 amino acids. The record is from RefSeq and is a predicted model, not a curated record.
AACUUUAUUUAUUGUUAUUAUUAAACUAAAAUCUCCAGUAUGGGGAAGUGGGAUGAGCUCGACUUUUCUCGACAUCCUUCAUGACUUUACAUCUACAGCUCAGUUAAAAGCUUCAUUAAUUGGUCAAAGGUCACCAGGAGUCAUGGCGAUGUAGAGCUGUGUGUCAUGCUGUGCCUCUCCUCCACCCAGUUUUCUACUUUUACCAGAAAGAUAACGAUGCUUCUUUCUUUUUACUGAUUUAUUGAAGCAUGGCCUCUGACCAAUGUCUUCUCUUUGACCAUCUAAAACUGAAGGCAACAAUUAUAAUUAUCACACCACUGUUACACAAAACAAAGAGAUAAUUAUAAAUUUCCUCAUUAACCAAUACUUACGGACAAAUCUUGUCCAAAACAGCAACGCAUCAACGUUGAUAUCAGUUUAAUUCAGGAACUCUCCGGCAUUACGUUCCGCCAUCUUGGAUCCGUCCGCAUUCUCAACCAAACGUUGUCUCAAAACAACCACCAGGGGGAGUUCUAGGGCUGUUCACCAAAACUAGUUAAUCCAGUUUAAGUUAGUAAAGGCAGAACGCGUUUCCUGAUGACAUCACCCAACAGUAAUUUUUAAACUGACCAGACAAUAAAAAUACCGAGCACUAGGAACUGAACAAUAUAUAAAACACAAUACAGUCGUUAAAAUAAAUAUCAAAGUUAAGACAAGUGAGCAGUGACAUAAAUACUUGAUUGUGCUAUAAAAUGGAACUAAAAUACAUAAAUCUGUCUCUUUUAGAGAUUGUUUUUUCACGUGGUUACCUCAUCUGGUGCUGGAUGCCGUGCAGCUAAGAGGAUUUUUGUUUUUAUAUUUUUAGACAGUUAUGAUGUGCAAACAUAGAAACAAGGUGUUUUCACACGUGGUAUCAUCGACUACGAUAAUAUCAGAAGAGUUGAGAUGUUCAUGCAGAGCAGAGAGAAGGAAGUUAAACCUUCUCCUCCAUUGAUCAUAACCUGAGAUCUCUGGCAAACUAAAUAGAUGAACUUCAAGCGUUGCCAGAACCAAACCAGAGUAUUAUGAAAGCAGUUCGAUGUGAUGCUUCAGAUCUUCUAUCAGUCUGUUGUGGAGACUAAUCUCUUCUGCAGCAUCAGAACCGCUGACUUCAAAAAGAUCAACAUGCUGAUCAAAGAAAGGAUUCUUCAGAAAAUGAAGAAUAAUAGAUAACUGUGAGAAUGCUCUUCAUUCUUCAGAGGCUUCCUAAUACUCACUGUAACACUGACCUCUACAGGAGGUGCUUCCUACCCACAGCAACUACACAACUCUGAAGAAAGUUGGCUUAAUUUCCCUUUAGAGUAAAUAUUUUUUUAGAUGAGGAGGUUUUAUCAUGGUUUAUUCAAGUUCAGACAUGACUGAUCGAGCUGGAUUCCACCGCUACUUUAGGAAAAACGGAUCUCCUUCUCAGGUUUCAUCCCCACUUUGUGGGAUUGGUUGGCUUAGCAGGUCGGUAGAGACAGGAAGAGACCAGAGCAGAACAUUUGCUGCAGAUGGUUCAGGCAAGCAGCAGAGUUAAACCUCCUGUAGGCCUGAAAGGAGGCGGCCUCCAGUCUGACAGGUUGGACCAGGAGUGGGUGGAGUUUCUGCAGAAACCUUUUACUGUCAGUUGUUCUGGUAUUUCAGCUGCUGCAAUGGCGGAGGCCAGGCCUUCUUUGUCUAUUGAGGAGCUUUCAGAUGACAGGCCUCCUUCCCAUAGUGAGGAGAGUCCAGACCAAGACGAAACGUCUUCCUCCCCUACUGGAUGGAGUUUUAUUAAGAGUUGCAUGGGAAAGCCCAAGAGCAUUUGGUCAUUUUUCCUCGAUCUUCUGGGUCUCCUAUUGUUUCUUCUCGACAUCGUUUUGGACUUCAAGACUCUGGUGAUGUUUGGCUUGAAUAGGGAGUAUGGAUACUUCGCUGUUCUGCUGAUUCUGCUCGUGGGCUCGGCCGUGCUCACACACACUUUCAGCUGGCUCUGGUACAAAGGUGAUGAGUUUGCCAUGAUGACCAACCUGGAGAGGAUUCUGUAUCCCAACCUUGGAUUUCUGCACAUCUUCCAUUUAGGAAUCUACACCAGGCAUGCAGCCAUUGCAACGGCUUCAAUGGAAAACGUUCGCUUUCAGUCCGAGAAACUGAAGAAAAUAAUAAAGUACCGUAAACAGGAUCAGAGAAUUCUGGGGAUCUUUGAGGUGUACUCGGAGAGCGCUCCUCAGGUCGUCCUCAUGCUCAGCAUCGCCCUGAGUGACGAUGGCUGGACACCGACUGUCCUCACAGUGCGUAAGAUCCUGGUCUCAUUUGUGAGCAUCAUCUUCUCUGAGGUCAAGUACUACAAGUCAGUCAUGUCCUGCCUCAGUGAGACCAACCAGUACUGGUGCUGCUCUUGUACGACAGUGAUGCGGUUCGCGAUCAUCUUCCUCUGGAAGCUGCUCCUGGUGUUGAGUCGCCUUGUUGCCCUCGCCCUCUUCGCCUCCGUGGAGCCCUGCUUCAUCUUCACCCACUUUGUCUGCUCCUGGCUGCUCCUGUUCUUUGUUGCCUCUUACAUCGAGACGAAACAAGAAGACUCAGUCUUCAGGAAGUCUACCGUUGAGAAGUGGCUGUUCCGAGGCACUGUGGCCCUGAUCUGGUACUUCAGCUGGUUCAGCGGCGUGGUGAAGAGGAGGACCAGCAAACUGAUGCUGUUCUACCACCUCUACAUGCUGGUGGACAUCUGGGUCCUCUGUGGGUUGUGGUACUGGGGAAUUAGCUCAAAUCCGCUUCACUUAGAGAUCUCAUCUUUGAACAUUGCAAUCUUUGCUGGAAGUGUGCCCGUUUUUUAUUUAAUUGGAUUGUUUUGGAAGGCGAUUUAUUUUUAUGGCCUCCAUCCAGAUGUGGAGGAAAAUAAGCUGGAAGAAGACAAGAAAGAGGAGAAGGAGAAAGAAGAGAAGAGAGAUAAGUGGAUGUGUGUGAAGAAACAAAAACAACUCAUCUUUAUGAAAAUCAUCUUCUAUCUCUUUUAUUUGUUGCCUGGCUUUAGUAAAUGUUUUAAAAACCUUGAAUCUGGUCCCAGCGAACCGCCUUGCAGCAACAGGAGGAUGGAGGUACUGGCCAAGAGUUUCUACAUAAAACAAGCUGACAAGCUUUGAGGAUUCUCAGUAGGUUUUCUGCUGCAGGUGACUGAUGAAAGGAAAGUUCAUCUCUGACUCAAGAUGCAACUAUUGCGAUGACCUCUGACCUGACCCUCCAGAGCCACAUGAAGCCGGUUCCUCAGUGGACCUUCCAGCAGCUGCAGGACAUUCAGGCCCAGAGGACGAAAGUCUCCGACCAGAGAAACUCAUCCAGGAUUUAGUGGCUCUGAUUCCUGCAGCAGGUCAGACUGAGACCAGAAGCUGCAGCUGG